AUGUCCUCUCAAACCAGUGCUCAGGCCAGUAGGGUUGAGCGCCAGCACAGUAACAGAAGUCUAACUGGCAAUGCAUCAACCAGCAGAAGCAGGGUCGAGGGCCACUCGCGACGGGUCGCCCCUUGGUCAGCUCGUGCAGGGCAGACCUUCCCUCGCGCGGCUGGUGCAACGGAGGAGACAUACAUCGAUGCCCACUACGUAUCAACCAAGCCGCCACCGAGCAAGCGUGCUUUGUUAUCACUCGAGGAAGUGGAAAUCUCAGAACUUCCUGAAGAUGAAAGAACUUGCAUCAUUUGCUACAACGACUUUGGCGAUGAGUGCCCUGAGGGCCAUGCUGAGACACCGCGCCGUCUCCCCAAGUGCAAGCAUGUUUUCGGUGAUCGAUGUAUCAAAAAGUGGUUGGAGGAGUCGGACAACUGCCCAUACUGUCGUGAUAGGGUUGGCAGGGUGAGAGCAUCCGACCUGACCAUUGCUGAUUUCGCAGAAAUGCCCAGAGAUGCAUCAGAGAGCGAUCAAUCGGACGAGCUUCUCGAAACCUUUCUCCACGUGGGUAGGUCCCAGUUACGACACCUACCUAUUUACGCCAGGCUAGGCGUGCCUCGCACUAUCGAGGAGCGAGAACGCCAUCGUGUCUGGCUUUUACACACCCGAGAUGCGCAAAUGAGAGAAUCCGCAGAGUCUCCCUCCCGUUCCCCUGUUGAAAGGGAAGAUAUCAUGGUCACACCUCCCCCACGGGCACCAUCUGACAUGGACCCCACGAUCCAUACACCAACUCACAGCCACUUCCACAGGGAGGAUAUGAUGGCAACGCCCCCCUCCACUGUACCUCGUCUUGCGGCACAGCAAGGCCCCAGUGCUCCUACUAUGCCUGAGCCGAAUCCAAACAUUCCACGUCCAGGACGCAUGGGUGGAAAUAGUUUUGGGGGCUAUGGAACAAGCUCAUCGACGCAAACAAUAUCACCAAGCCCAGAUUCCCCACACGCGAAUCCGGUGCAGAACAUUCCUACGCUGGCGGAGUUCACCUCUCAUUCGCUCCUAUACGACUUGCAUCCCGAUCACGGUCCGGCAGGCGGUCCACUCUUCCUGCCUUCUCUUGGUUCUGGAGCUUCUCACGGCCGGUCUGGCAGAGGCCGGCGAUGUUAG
Molecule: messenger RNA, 1143 nt
Organism: Clonostachys solani
Lineage: Eukaryota; Fungi; Ascomycota; Sordariomycetes; Hypocreales; Bionectriaceae
Source: the annotation of a GenBank genome assembly